Solanum tuberosum (potato) is the source of this 1191-nucleotide messenger RNA. Its product is annotated as geranylgeranyl diphosphate reductase, chloroplastic-like. Gene Ontology annotation, cellular component: chloroplast thylakoid membrane. Gene Ontology annotation, biological process: photosynthesis; chlorophyll biosynthetic process. The transcript has a single exon. The record is from RefSeq and is a predicted model, not a curated record. The annotation marks the transcript as partial. Lineage: Eukaryota; Viridiplantae; Streptophyta; Magnoliopsida; Solanales; Solanaceae.
UCAGCUGCAGAAGCUCUUGCGACCGGUUGUGUCGAAACUUUCCUCUUUGAACGCAGCCCAGCUACAGCCAAGCCAUGCGGCGGCGCCAUUCCACUAUGCAUGCUCGAUGAAUUCUCAAUACCUUUAAAUCUCAUCGAUCGCCGUGUCAUUCAGAUGCGAAUCGUUUCUCCGUCAAAUCUCGUCGUUGAUUUCGGUAAAACCCUUAAACCCCACGAGUUCGUCGCCAUGCUCCGGCGAGAAUUCCUCCGGCAGCGGGAUGAAUCUAGCGGCGCCACUCUUCUCAAAGCACUGGUCACCAACCUCGUGGUCCCCACAUCCACACGCGAGCCGUACGUCAUUCACUACACCAUGGAUAACUGCCAGCAUCAGCUCGCCGUCGAUGUCAUCAUCGGCGCCGAUGGAGCCAAUAGCCGUGUAGCUAAAUCGAUCAAUGCUGGAAAUUACACUACUGCCAUUGCUUACCAAGAGAGGAUCAAAUUACCCGAGGACAAAAUGGGGUAUUACGAAAAUUUAGCUGAGAUGUACAUAGGGAAUGACGUGUCACCCGAUUUUUACGCGUGGGUAUUUCCCAAAUGCGACCACGUGGCAGUGGGGACAGGCACGAUAGGCUCAAAACCUUAUAUCAAAUCACUUCAAUGUGGUAUCAAAGCACGAGUAAAAUCAAAGAUCGAAGGCGGAGAAGUGAUUAAAGUAGAGGCUCAUCCAAUACCGCAACAUCCGCGUCCUAUUCGGGUUCGUGGACGGGUUGCUCUGGUAGGGGAUGCAGCAGGAUACGUGACAAACUGUUCAGGCGAAGGAAUAUAUUUCGCGGCAAAAAGUGGAAGAAUGUGUGGGGAAGCAAUCGUGAAGGCGUCAGAAGGCGGAGAAAACAUGAUCAAUGAAGAUGAUCUAAAGAGGGAAUAUUUAAGAAAGUGGGAUGACAAGUAUUUUACUACAUUCAAGUUCUUGAAUUUGUUGGAAAAAGUGUUUUAUGGUAGCAAUGCAGCAAGGGAAGCAUUGGUGGAGUUGUGUGGAGAUGAAUAUGUGCAGAGGAUGACAUUUGAUAGCUACUUCUAUAAGAAAUUAGCUAGUGGGAAUAGGUGGGAAGAGGCUAAAAUUGCCAUAAACACAAUUUCAAGUUUGGUCAGGUGUAAUUUUCUAGGGCGAGAAAUGGAUGGAUCUGCCCAAAAGAUUCUCUCGCGAAUAUUUUAG